This is a messenger RNA of Malassezia vespertilionis, 405 nucleotides long. RefSeq lists its product as uncharacterized. Bases 1 to 405 code for a protein of 134 amino acids. Gene Ontology annotation, molecular function: structural constituent of ribosome. The transcript is spliced from 2 exons. Gene Ontology annotation, cellular component: mitochondrial large ribosomal subunit. NCBI's taxonomy places the organism in Eukaryota, Fungi, Basidiomycota, Malasseziomycetes, Malasseziales, Malasseziaceae. The record is from RefSeq and is a predicted model, not a curated record. Gene Ontology annotation, biological process: translation.
AUGUGGGCAGUCUUGUCGGUGCAUGCUGGGCGCAGCGGCACGCUGGGUGCCGCGCCGCGAUUCCACAUGUCUGUGCCCCUGACGCUUGUAGGCCUUGGCGCUUCGAUUCGCGGCGUGUGGGCGCGCGCUGUGGACAGCUGGCUUCGGGAUCCUGAUGCGCUUGCGCUCGCUCCGCUUGGUGGCGCACUUGCGGCGCCGGAGGAUGGCGUAUGGAGCGGCCUGCUGCUUGCGGCGCCGAAAAAGAAGGUAUCGCAUUCGCGCAAGGCGAUGCGUGCAGCGAACAAGGGUCUCAAGGACCGUGUGAAUCUUGUGCACUGUCCUGCGUGCUCGCGCCCAAAACUACAGCAUCAUUUGUGUGAGCACUGCUACGGCGACCUUGCUCGCUCUUUGAAGCAGCGUUCCUAG